AUGUACGGGGACGCUAGACAGAAAGCGACGGAUCCUGCAGCAAUCACAGUGAUACCAAGAAAGAACGACCAUCACACUGAUAUUGGUCAAUGUGGGAAAAAGAUUGGAGCAACGUUGGUCGCGACCACUGCCACUUUUUUCUAUCCAGAAAUGGCAACUGGAUUGCCUAAAUCAGAUGCAUUGUUGGCAAUCGGCGGGCCGCAGAUGCCGCUCUCUAGGGUUAGGGUCAAUGAAACGGCACAUAUCAUGACGACGCAUAAAGCUGCUACCACUGCAGGUCAAUACCGAGAUUUGUUGUUGCAAGGGCGUUUCGGAACUGCAAAUUCCAAGGUGCGCUACGGAUCCGUACGGACGUUUCUUACAGCUAACAAGUUGAUUACAGGCCCGUCUCAACGGCUGCCCACCGGCGACACGAUGGGCAAAUGCGAGACUCGAGAGACAGCCUGCAAGAACCCACUAACAGACAAAACAACCAUAAUCAUCAAACCCGUAGUCGGGAAGAUUCCAGUACUGGAAUCGGAGGCGAAUGCGUUUCUGCAAAAUCUCCCCGUCGAGCAUCGCUCCGGGCUCAAGAUUGGACACAGACCAACAUAUUAUUCGUUUCGGGAACUGAUACUUGAAAGCCAUCCGGUUUCGCGUCACAGUACCAGAGACGGCAGCCAAGGCGGCCUGUUGGAAAGCGAGGAAGGCAGCAGUGAAGGUGGCGUAGUAAACGAGAGAGGCCCAAUGGACGAAGCAGUGGUCGGCACCCAACGGCCUUCCUUGAUGCUCGUUAUGAAGGCUCGGAAAAUGGUACCAGGUGCCUAUAAAGGGAGCAGCGGCGAUAGACGCAAAGAAUAUGCGAGUUACAAGUUCGCAGGAAAGACCGUUGACUGUGACGAGUUGAAAGAAAGGGGGACCCUGCCGCUCUUUUAG
This is a messenger RNA of Guyanagaster necrorhizus, 915 nucleotides long. RefSeq lists its product as uncharacterized. The transcript has 7 exons. NCBI's taxonomy places the organism in Eukaryota, Fungi, Basidiomycota, Agaricomycetes, Agaricales, Physalacriaceae. The coding region runs from base 1 to 915 and encodes 304 amino acids. The record is from RefSeq and is a predicted model, not a curated record.